AUGGAAGACGAGUCCGUCGAAGCCACAAGGAUGAUGAUGAUCGGCACAGCCGUGGCAGCAUUGCUACUGGCCAUGGCCAUUAGCCGUCUUGUGCAGUGGCUUUUCUCCAAAACGUUGCCACCCGACACUGUUCGUCCACCUCAUGUACAGUCCUGGAUUCCCUACCUGGGAUCUGCCAUUGAAAUGGGAAAAGAUGUAGUGGCUUUUAUUUGUCAUUAUGGCAAGCAGUUUCAGAGUCCCCUAUUCACGGCCACCAUUGUAGGAGAAACAUGUGUCUUUGUGGCAGACCCAGAACUCAUGAACAUGGUAUUCAAGCCAAAGUAUGCACGGUAUUUGGACAGUUACUCGCUCCAAAAAGACUUUGUCACAAAUGUGUUGGGAGGAACUCCAAAAGAUGUCCAGCAAAACUUUCACACGGAUACUAUCAAAAUUGGAGGGAAACAGGCAAAUCAUUUCAUCUUGAACAGAGACUCCAUGGGAGUAUCCGUGGGAAAAGUACAAGACUACUUUCAAAAGAACAUUCCAGAAUUGGCGACGUCCACAAACAUUUGGACCAGUCAUUCCAUGUUCUCCAUGGUCUAUCAAGCUGUUUUCAAGGCUACAGCAGGACCACUUGUCAGCGACUAUUUUGUCCAGGAUGAGUCCUCCUGGGAAGCGUUUCAAGUGUUUGAUAAGGGUGUGAUUCCCUUGUUCAACAAGCUACCCUCUUUCUUGACUACAAAGGCACGACAAGCACGCUCUUCCUUGAUUCAAACAUUGCAAUCCAAGGCAUUCCAGGAUCAAGCAUCACCACUCAUGAAAGCGCGAAUCCAGGAAUUGCCAGUGUCACCCUCGGCAUUGAGUAAAGCCAAUCUCGGGCUCAUGUUUGCAUCUGUGGGCAACUCGGCACCCGCCAUCUAUUGGUGCCUACUCCGGCUCAUGGAGGAUCCACCAGCAUGGGAAGCCUGUCGUGCUCAAGUACAAGCUCUAGUACUCCAAAAGAAACAGACCGAUGCCGGCACUACUACAACACCCACGUUUACCAUGGAUGAUCUCGAUCAAAUGACUUUGCUCGAGUCGGCCUUUUGGGAAACCCUGCGAUUGUACCAGGGCAAUUUCACUGCACGAAGAAUCACGGAGGAUUUUGUUGUGGAAACUACCACCACCUACACGAACAAACAACAACCCAAAAAGUACCUGCUGGAAAAGGGCUCCCGAAUCAUGCCGUUCUGGGCCGUCCUUCAUUACGAUCCCAACAUCUUUUCCAAUCCCAAACAGUUCCAGUAUGACCGCUUUGUGGGCAAGCCCCAGUUUACAUUCGCAAGUGGAGCCAAAAUCAACUUUUUCCCGGUCGUGGCAUUUGGUGGGGGUGAGCACUUGUGUCCUGGUCGCAAGUUUAUUUCCUACGAAGCACGUCUGCUGUUGGCGUUGCUCAUGUUAAACUUUGACAUGCGGUUGGCGGAGGGUGAGACGAUUCCGGGAAUUGAUCUCACCAAUAUUGGUGUCGGUGUCUGUCACCCCGAGAGAGAAGUCAAGGUUGAAAUUAAGAGGAGGCAAGAGUAG
This is a messenger RNA of Seminavis robusta, 1542 nucleotides long. NCBI's taxonomy places the organism in Eukaryota, Bacillariophyta, Bacillariophyceae, Naviculales, Naviculaceae. The record is from the annotation of a GenBank genome assembly.